Molecule: messenger RNA, 859 nt
Organism: Panicum virgatum (switchgrass)
Lineage: Eukaryota; Viridiplantae; Streptophyta; Magnoliopsida; Poales; Poaceae
Exons: 3
Coding region: 59-859 (266 amino acids)
Source: RefSeq, a predicted model, not a curated record
UUAUUUCAUCUCUUCGCUUGUGCUGCUGUGCAGCUGCUCUGCUUCCCCUCCCGGUCCCAUGGCUUCGCUGGAUCCCACAGACUUGAUUGAUUCCCUUCUGGCCAUGCGCAAGGCGGUCCGCGUGCUGUGCACAUACUGGAGGUGCCUGUUCCCAGUGUUCAUCGGGGCCUAUCUGUUCCACCUUGCACAGACCACGUUGCUGCUGAAGCUGGCAAGCCCCAGGAUCAACCUCGACUCCAUACCCUUCUACGUCUACGAGAUAAAAGACAAUUCAACCGCGCCAACAGCUGACGGCCUCGUGGCCAUGGCCGUUAAGACUUCAGGCAUGGAAAUCUCGCCCUUGUGGAAACUCCACUUCGUAGGGUAUCUAUUGUGGAUGUUGUCCAUGACGGUUAUCGCGCUUUCUUUCGCCAACGCCUAUCGUGAAGCUGUAGACAGAAGACCUAGGACAAGGGAUCAGGAGCAAAGGCAAGGCAUCGCUAUCUCGACCUGGAGAAAGUGCAAGAGUUUGGCAUUUGCAUUGGUAAUCUGGGAUGCCGUGGGCGCAAUACUGGGCGAAAUACUGGACGAACAAGGAGGAGGCAGAGACGCCAUCCACUACUUGGACUACGUCCAGCGGGAACCAGGACGUCUACAAGCGGGAGGAAGAGGACCAGAGGAGCCCGAGGAAGAGCGGGCGCGCGCUGAGGAGGCCACAUCAUCACCAGGCCAAGCGCACAUGGCAAUCGGGGUCCACGCAGAGGACGCCAAAUCAUCACUAGGCCGGGCGCGCAAGGCAAUGGGUGGCACUGAAGGCCCGAGGCCCAAGAGGCUUCGCCGGCCCAACAGCAAGUACUUCGGGCCGGACUGGACCAAGUAG